AUUUUACGUCAUUGUCAUUUAUUAUUAACAACACAAAAAUGGAUGAAGCUGUUUAUCUAAAAUACGACGGGAAAAAUAUUGAUAUCAAACAAGAAAAACAAGACAAUGCCGACAGUUAUAAAUACGACUUCGAUUCCGGAAGCCAAGACAGUAGCAAAAGUGGUAGCGGAGGCUACCAGCGAUGGGCACCUAAUUUGAAUGGCAUCAGAAAAAGUGCAUUUACGCCGUACAAAUCCGUUCAGUGCACUGCGUUGACUAAUUUGCAACGAGGCAAUACGCAGGCGCGGGUGACGGAGCUACCCCAGCCGGACAGCAGCUUCCACGCGAAGGCCGGGCGCGGCGAGAUCACGCGCGAGGACGUGAAGCUGGAGCCGUACGUGGACAUCACGGACGAGCACGGGCUCACGGCGCUGCACUGGGCCGCGAGCUACGGCCAACUCAACAGCUGUCAAGACCUAGUUUGGAGCGGGGCUAAUGUCAACAUGCGUGGACCCGAAGGGGAGACAGCACUACAUUUGGCUGCCGCCGGGGGACACCAUGAAAUUGCAAAAUUUCUGUUGAAUGAGGGAGCAGAUGCCGAUGUCCAAGAUGAUUCCGGCAGCACUGCUCUGAUGUACGCCGCAGCGGCAGACUUCCCCUACACCUGCAAUGAGCUCCUGAUCCGCGGGGCCGACCUCACUCUCACUAACGACUACGACCAAGAUGCAUACACCCUCAGCACCACUAACAAUAGUAAACUGGCACAAACUGUGAUAGAAAACUUUUUAAUUGGUUGUCUCAGCAAAAUGUGAAGAUACCAACCAGACCAAAUUAUGUCGGAAUAUCCACACAAUUCAUUUGCUUUAACAGUUGAAUGAAGAAAUACAGGGAUUUAGUUUGUAACAUAAAUAAUGUAUCUAUUUACUUCAUUAUAUAUACAGAUCAUGUUUUAUGAAAUAAAAGAUUUUAAAUUACA
Cydia fagiglandana is the source of this 955-nucleotide messenger RNA. RefSeq names its product DNA-binding protein RFXANK-like. The record is from RefSeq and is a predicted model, not a curated record. The coding region runs from base 39 to 791 and encodes 250 amino acids. The transcript is spliced from 5 exons. Gene Ontology annotation, cellular component: nucleus. Gene Ontology annotation, molecular function: protein binding. Gene Ontology annotation, biological process: regulation of gene expression. Lineage: Eukaryota; Metazoa; Arthropoda; Insecta; Lepidoptera; Tortricidae.